Messenger RNA from Musa acuminata subsp. malaccensis (wild Malaysian banana), 791 nucleotides. RefSeq names its product small ribosomal subunit protein uS19. Gene Ontology annotation, molecular function: RNA binding; structural constituent of ribosome. Lineage: Eukaryota; Viridiplantae; Streptophyta; Magnoliopsida; Zingiberales; Musaceae. The record is from RefSeq and is a predicted model, not a curated record. Gene Ontology annotation, biological process: translation; ribosomal small subunit assembly. Gene Ontology annotation, cellular component: ribosome; cytosolic small ribosomal subunit.
CCCUAAUUGUGUCGGCGUCUCCCGCAUUGGUCUGCCGCCGACCACCACAAUCCCUGAGCCCAUUCGCAGCCGAGAGAGGAGAAUGGCGGACGCUUCGGACGCGGUGGAUGUCGGAGGGGCGCAGCCGAAGAAGAGGACCUUUAGGAAGUUCUCCUACCGUGGCGUCGAUCUCGACCAGCUCCUCGACAUGGGCCUCGACGAGCUCGUCAAGCUUUUCGAUGCUCGUGCUCGCAGAAGGUUCCAGAGGGGGCUGAAGAGGAAGCCCAUGGCUCUGAUUAAGAAGCUUCGCAAGGCGAAGCGUGAUGCCCCGCCUGGUGAAAAGCCUGAACCUGUGAGGACCCACCUUAGGAAUAUGAUAAUAGUCCCCGAGAUGAUUGGAAGCAUCAUCGGUGUUUAUAACGGAAAAACUUUUAACCAGGUUGAAAUCAAGCCUGAGAUGAUCGGUCAUUACUUGGCGGAGUUCUCUAUCUCAUAUAAGCCUGUGAAGCAUGGAAGGCCUGGUAUCGGUGCCACGCACUCCUCCAGGUUCAUCCCUCUCAAGUAACAACUGCAGAUCGAGGAUGUUGGCAAAUUCCUGCUGCUAUUCGAGUAGUUUCUUUUUUUCCCUCUUAUGUAGGAGCCGCUAUCAUGUUUACUUAUAUCAUCUGUCUUUUGGAUUUAUUGAGGGAAGUAAUGUUGGUCUGUGUUAGAUUCAUCUCAGCUUUUUGUUUUGCCUUCCUUGACGAGAAGAAGAAACGAUGGCUAUUUCCUUGUUGGAUAAUUUUCCAUUAAAUCAGCUACUUUUACUUAAA